AUGACUCUGGGAAUAUCGAUUAAUUCCGCUCAAGACGAAAAAAACAAAGAAGAACCUAAGACGCUGUCGGUCGAAAAACUUGAAAAAUUAAAAGAAUCUGAAGUUGGUUCAUCGUUUACGACUGAAACAGGCGAUACCAUACCUGAAAAAGCUGGAUACGACAUCGAAAAUGGUGAGUCACCAUGGGGCUCACUAUGGCUCGCAAAUUUUAUUCAGUUUUUGUGUGGUAUUCAAUUUGCUGUCUAUUUCACCUCCAUGUGGCCGUAUCUAAGUGGAUUGGAUCACGAAGUGUCACUUGGCUUUGUUGGCAUAAUUACUGCGUGCUUCUCACUUGGUAUGUCAUUAUCUAGUCCACUAUUUGGUUUCUGGAGUCAAAAAAGUCGCUCAACAAAAGGACCGACCGCAUGUGGACUUAUUCUCACUGCAGUUGGCAAUCUUCUUUAUGCGCUCUUGCCAACUAUUAAAUAUGAAGUCAAAUGGUUUAUGCUUGUUGCAAGAAUUUUUGUCGGAUUUGGUACAGGAAAUAUCAGUGUACUUCGAGCCUAUUGUGCAACUGCAAGCACAGCAAAAGAUAGGAAACGAGCUAUGGCUCUGUGUAUUGCAGCCUUUGUCUUUGGCCAAUCGUUAGGUCCUGCAGUGCAGUCAAUGUUCUCUCCGAUCAAAGAACAAGGUUUUAGCAUUGGGACUAUUCAGUUCAAUAUGUACACAAUACCAGCAUAUUUUAUGAUUCUUCUUUCUAUACUUUCCUUGAUUUUACUAUUUUGCUUUUUUGAAGAACGCUAUGCUGGAAUUAUGACACGUAACGAAGAAAAAGAUCCUUAUUCCGUUUUACCAAAGUUUGACAAAAUUGCUGCGGCGGUUAUGAUUUACAUGUGGUACAUUCAACAGAGCAGUAUUACCAACACAGAAGUAAUUGCAUCACCACUUACAAUUUCUAUGUUUACCUGGAACGAUAGCAAGGCAAUUUUAAACAAUGGCUUAAUUCAGACAGCAAGCUGUAUUCUCAGCGUAGGCAACUAUUUCUUGAUUGCAUACACGCGCAUCGGGUCACUUGGCAAAAGAAAAAUGAUGGUUUGUGCAUUAGCUGGGUUUAUUCUACACUACUUGUUGAAUCUUCCAUGGCCAUUUUAUCCGAAAAGUUUCAAGUAUAUAGAAUUUGCUGCAAAUUCGACUGAAGAAGACACUGCCUACAGCGGCGGUUGUUAUCGAAAGUAUGCGUGGUGCAAUCACACGACAGCCGUGCCGUUGCCACUUUAUACCUUCAGCUAUAUAGUAAUUUAUGGGCUCUCAUUUCCAUACUUUGCUGCACCUACUGGAACUAUAUAUUCGCAAAUUUUAGGGCCACGAAAUCAAGGAUUCAUGCAAGGAGUUUUCGACUUAUUUGGUAGCAUUGCAAGAUGCAUUGGGCCUCUGAUUACAACAAAUCUCUUUGAGCAUUGGGGUUAUCUUUGGCCGAACAUGCUGCAGCUGGUCCAAUUCACUAUCGGAUUCUUCUUAGUUAUUUUUUUCUAUCGACGAAUAAUUCCCCUGCAAACAGUACCCAAAACGGGGACGGCAGCAAAGUAUAAGCACGGGAUAUUCUACCAUCUUUAG
Enterobius vermicularis (human pinworm) is the source of this 1593-nucleotide messenger RNA. Lineage: Eukaryota; Metazoa; Nematoda; Chromadorea; Rhabditida; Oxyuridae. The record is from the annotation of a GenBank genome assembly.